AUGAACUCAGCAAAACCAAAUUCAGUAAACCCUGAGCCCGAAGCAGUAAACCCCCUUUCAGAAGAGCCCGAAGCAGUAAACCCCCUUUCAGCAGAGCCCGAAGCAGUAAACCCCCUUUCAGCAGAGCCCGAAGCAGUAAACCCCCUUUCAGCAGAACCCGAAGCAGUAAACCCCCUUUCAGCAGAGCCCGAAGCAGGAAAUCCCCUUUCAGCAGAGCCCGAAGCAGUAAACCCCCUUUCAGCAGAGCCCGAAGCAGUAAACCCCCUUUCAGCAGAGCCCGAAGCAGUAAACCCCAUUUCAGCAGAACCCGAAGCAGUCAACCCCCUUUCAGCAGAGCCCGAAGCAGUCAACCCCCUUUCAGCAGAACCCGAAGCAGUAAACCCCCUUUCAGCAGAGCUCGAAGCAGUAAACCCCCUUUCAGCAGAGCCCGAUGCAGUAAACCCCCUUUCAGAAGAGCCCGAAGCAGUAAACCCCCUUUCAGCAGAGCCCGAAGCAGUCAACCCCCUUUCAGCAGAGCCCGAAGCAGUCAACCCCCUUUCAGCAGAGCCCGAAGCAGUCAACCCCCUUUCAGCAGAACCCGAAGCAGUCAACCCCCUUUCAGCAGAACCCGAAGCAGUCAACCCCCUUUCAGCAGAACCCGAAGCAGUAAACCCCCUUUCAGCAGAGCCCGAAGCAGUCAACCCCCUUUCAGCAGAGCCCGAAGCAGUAAACCCCCUUUCAGCAGAGCCCGAAGCAGUCAACCCCCUUUCAGCAGAGCCCGAAGCAGUCAACCCCCUUUCAGCAGAGCCCGAAGCAGUAAACCCCCUUUCAGCAGAGCCCGAAGCAGUAAACCCCCUUUCAGCAGAGCCCGAAGCAGUAAACCCCCUUUCAGCAGGCCCCCAAUUUCUCGCAUGCCGGAGCCGUGGGGUCACCAAGCCGGGGCCCCGAAUACCCGCUCCUCAAACAAGUACAGUGGUCGCGUGA
Molecule: messenger RNA, 963 nt
Organism: Penaeus indicus
Lineage: Eukaryota; Metazoa; Arthropoda; Malacostraca; Decapoda; Penaeidae
Product: activating transcription factor 7-interacting protein 1-like
Exons: 2
Coding region: 1-963 (320 amino acids)
Biological process (GO): leukocyte tethering or rolling
Cellular component (GO): plasma membrane
Source: RefSeq, a predicted model, not a curated record